Messenger RNA from Pieris brassicae (large cabbage white), 1434 nucleotides. RefSeq names its product secretory carrier-associated membrane protein 5B (gene Scamp). NCBI's taxonomy places the organism in Eukaryota, Metazoa, Arthropoda, Insecta, Lepidoptera, Pieridae. Gene Ontology annotation, cellular component: trans-Golgi network membrane; recycling endosome membrane. The record is from RefSeq and is a predicted model, not a curated record. The transcript has 8 exons. The coding region runs from base 154 to 1191 and encodes 345 amino acids. Gene Ontology annotation, biological process: protein transport.
AAUCGGCAAAUCACAAACUGUCAUUUUCAUAGCGACUUCAUUGUAUUUAUCGCAGAUUUUUCUAAAAAUAAACUGUUUCGUUUAAAAUUAAAGUAUUAGUUUUUGUGGGGCGUAUUGAUAAAUAAUUAAACUGGCGUAAAUAAAUUAAACAAUAUGUCUAACUUCGAGGACAACCCGUUUAGUGAUCCCGCCAUUGACAAUCCUUUUGCUGACCCUGCAGUGCAGCAAGUUGCUAGGAAUACCAGUGCUGUCACUCAAGGGCUUGACGACUAUAACCCGUUUGAUGGUCAACAAAAUGUAAAUCAAUCUACGCCUCCACAACAACCAACUCAGCCUGCCAUUAUGCAAGCUGUUUCACCACCUGCAACUGGUCAAUAUACUAGACCUGGGCCAGCAACCCAAUCUCAAGCUCCACCUUCAAACUUUACAACGGCUGACUUUCAGAGACGACAAGAGGAGUUAGAGAGAAAAGCAGAAGAACUAGCAAGACGUGAGGCUGAAUUACGUGCUGGCUCCGCAGGCAGAAGAAAUAACUGGCCUCCAUUGCCAUCUUUCUGUCCAGUACAACCCUGCUUCUAUCAGGACAUAAAUGUGGACAUUCCACUAGAAUUUCAAAGGAUUGUGAGGCAUCUAUAUCACUUGUGGAUGUUUCAUUCCCUUGUACUCGCCUUGAACAUAAUUGGCGGAAUGGCUAUGAUGAUUGCCGGAAUUAAGGGAGGAAUAACCCUUUUUGGAUUAUCAAUUCUGUACUUCAUUCUUCUAACACCAUUUAGCUUUAUAUGUUGGUACAGACCAAUAUACAAAGCUUUUAGAAGUGACUCCUCUUUUAAUUUUAUGGUGUUCUUCUUUAUAUUCCUUUUUCAAAUAAUUAUCACUUUGGUACAAUCUAUUGGAAUAAUAAAUGGAGGCUCGUGUGGACUGAUCGUAAGCCUCGAAACAUUUGGUGAGAAUGUGGGCGUGGGAAUCGUCACUCUCAUUGUCACUAUUGGCUUUAUCACCUGCGUCGUAGCUGAUAUUUUGCUCAUCACUAAAGUCCACCGUAUCUAUCGUUCAACGGGAGCGUCGUUAGCAAAGGCCCAAGCAGAAUUCACGACGGAAAUUUUACGCAACCAACACGUGCAAACCGCUGCUUCUAACGCCGCCGCAGCCGCCGUCAACGCUCAGAUUAACGCUAAUGCUAACAGAUAUUAACGGUUUUUCGACAAGGACCACGGCGAGUAAGUACAUAAUGUAAUUAUGAAAUUGUAAAUUUAAAACAUGUUUCGGUCUGAGUAUGUAUUAAGAUUAUGUGGCCAGUGUCAAAGUAGAAAUUCAUGUCAUCUAGGCGUGAACGUUAUAUUUUUUCUUAAGACAUCAGUCCACGCAGAAGCCCGUAAUUCAGAACGUGAAUCAAGCCUAGGUUCAAGAUCUAUCAUCAAGUUGACUAUCUUGAGA